AUGAAAAUUAUUUCCUUUCAAGGAAGCAAACAUUCAACCUAAAUAUCAUUUAGUGUGUUAUCAGAUCAAUCAAAAUGCACAUAAUUUAAAGAUAGUAUCACUUAAUUAUUAAUUUUAUAGCUUUAUUUAAAUGUGAUAAACCUGCUUUCAGAAAGGCUAAUAAUGCUUCUGAUUAUCAAUUCUGA
Molecule: messenger RNA, 185 nt
Organism: Paramecium sonneborni
Lineage: Eukaryota; Ciliophora; Oligohymenophorea; Peniculida; Parameciidae
Source: the annotation of a GenBank genome assembly